AUGGGCAAACUACACUUCUCAGACGUCACGUUUGGCGAGGCCACCGCGGAGCAGCGGAUGCGGACCUGGCAGGACAAUGGCGCGGUGUGGGCCGGACCCCUCACGCUGGAGGAUUACAUAGCCCGCGAAGCCACGCUAGCCGAGACUCCGCAAUGCCGCGACGGAAAUUGCCGGUACUGGGUGCUGGCCCGCCGCGACGACCCGUUGGAAAUCAUAUCGAGCUGCGAGACGCCGCGCAAGAAGAUUUUUGUGCGCCAGCGGUGGACGGGCGGCCACGUGAGCGAGGAGGACGCCUACGCCGUCGCCAGCGUGCACACGCACCCCAAAUACCGGGCGCGGGGCAUGGCCGCGUACCUGCUGGGCGAGGUGGUCAAGUUCCUCGACGACAAGGUGCGGUGGAGCUUCCUGUACAGCGAUAUCGGGCGGCAGUACUACGCCAGCAUGGGCUGGAACGUGUUUCGGGCGGAGCAGAUGACCAUGACCAUCCUCGAGCCGGGCUUCGUCGUGCCCGACGGCCGCAUCGCCGCCAUGCCCGAGGACGGCAAGACGCACGUGGCGAUUGUGCCCACGCAGGAGCAGCUGGCGUGGCAGCACGCGAGCGCCGGGUUUUCGGCGACGCACAUCACCGGCCGGGCGAUUGAGAACAUUGGCGCCAUCAGCCCCGGCGGCGAUAGCUGGGUGCUGUGGUAUCACGAUUUCCGGGAGAAGCAGCUCAAGAUCCAGCGCGCGGCGCUCGUGGAGGCGGCGGCGUGGGGGUUCAAGGAGGUGCUCGUGUGGGGACCCGGGGACGCCGUCACGCUCGGGGCCAAGGCGCUGGCGAACGGGUCGAGGGGCUACGUGAAGCUGGUGUGGAAUGACCGGCUGGAACAUAGCUUGCCGAGUCUACGGUGGAGGGAGGACGACACCGACAGCGAAGAUGACGAGCUCCAGAUGAACGCGAGGAACAGCCGGGAGUUGCGCGCCCACGACCGAAUCAUGCUGAUGGAAGAGGAAGAGGUCGAGAACCUCGUGACCAAGACCCGGAAAUCCAAAGCGCCAGCGGACACGGGCUCAACUUUUCUGAACCCCUUCUCCCUCUUUGGCCGCAACAACCGCGUCCACGACGAAUCCGCCAACACGUCGACCGAAGACUUGUCGGAAAAGAAGAGGAUCCGUCGGUCGCGCAGGCGGGAGAAGCGGGAGCGGCUCAAGGAGCAGGCCGAGCACGGCGAGGAUGGCGAGCUCAUGUACGAGAUGGAGGAGGGCGGCAUGAAGGACGGCAGCUCCACGGGCGAGAGUAGCGAGGAUAGCGAGGAGAUGGACCAGAACCGUCUCAACGUCAUCACAAAGGCCAAGGCUGAUCGGAAGCGCAGUCGCCGACGCUGGAUCCUGAUCCACACCAUUAUCGUUGCCGUCUUCGCUGUCUUCGUCCUCGUGGCCUGGAAGCUCACGGCCGACCGGAAACGUAUGGCCGUCGCCUCGCAGGUGUUUAGCAACGGCACGGCUCUUUUCGGCCCCACGACAGUCAUCAUUAGCCUCGAUGGGUUUCGUCCAGAUUUCCUCCAGAGGGGCCUCACGCCGCGAUUGAACGCCUUCAUAAGGGAAGGCGUAUCGCCAAAAUACAUGCUUCCCUCUUUCCCCUCGGUUACUUUUCCCAAUCACUAUACCCUUGCAACUGGCCUCUACCCGGAGAGUCACGGCAUCGUUGGCAACACCUUCUUCGACCCCACCCUCAACGGAGAUUUCUUCUACACCGACCCGACCCGCAGCCUCGACCCCAAGUGGUGGAUGGGCGAGCCGUUCUGGGUCACUGCGGAGAAACAAGGCGUGCGAGCGGCUAUUCACAUGUGGCCCGGAAGCGAAGCCCAUAUCAUGAACACUGAGCCAAGCUUCUUGGAUGAAUACAACGGCAAGGAACCCCUUGAGAAGAAGGUGGAUCGACUCUUUGAAUUCCUCGACUUGCCAGGAAGGGAAAACAAGGAUGUCCAACUCCAGGAUACGCGACCCCAACUUAUCGCCAUGUAUGUCCCCAACGUCGACAGCGAUGGACAUACCUACGGCCCCAAUAGCACGGAAAUCAACAAAACAAUCAACCAGGUCGAUACCAUGAUGGAUAAUAUCUUCCAUGGCCUCGAGCAGCGCAACCUCACCAACAUCGUCAACAUUAUCGUUGUCUCGGACCAUGGCAUGGCCACGACGGACGUUACCCGUCUCACGCAACUUGACGACAUUGUGGACCUGGACAAGGUUUCCCAUAUCGAUGGUUGGCCCCUCGUGGGUCUGCGUCCCAAGGAUCCAGAGGAUCUACAGUCGCUCUACGACCAGGCCAUGAAUAAUACGAGGGAUAACCCCAACAUCGAAGUCUACCUUCGCGAUGUCGACAUGCCUGAGCGCUACCACUUCUCCAAGAACGAACGUAUCGCGCCCCUCUGGCUUAUUCCCAAGGCUGGUUGGGGGUAG
Parascedosporium putredinis is the source of this 2439-nucleotide messenger RNA. Lineage: Eukaryota; Fungi; Ascomycota; Sordariomycetes; Microascales; Microascaceae. The record is from the annotation of a GenBank genome assembly.